Messenger RNA from Parascedosporium putredinis, 1377 nucleotides. NCBI's taxonomy places the organism in Eukaryota, Fungi, Ascomycota, Sordariomycetes, Microascales, Microascaceae. The record is from the annotation of a GenBank genome assembly.
AUGAGUGCCUACGCCAAUGGUGCGCAGCCCCGCGCCCAUAACGACGACAGCGAUGUCGAGGAGGAAGUCCUUGUUGCCGAGUACAGGGAACAACAGCAGUUUGAGCAUGGCCUUGAGGAUAUCGAACAGAACUCCGCCGCCCAGCCCGAUGACAUCCAGGCUCGUCUGGCUGCUGCCGCCCAGCCCCUCGACUACUCGGCGACCCUCGACGUCAAGUUCCAAAGCUACGACGCCUACUGUAGCCUUUUCCACUACAUUCUAAACUCCGAGGGACCCAUCGACCUCGAGCCCCCUUCGUACUACUGGGCGUGGGACGUCAUCGACGAGUUCAUCUACCAGUUUAACUCCUUCUCAUCCUACCGCAUGCGGAUUGCUAGGCAAGCCUCAUCCUCCAAUGACGAGGAGCUCCAGCUUCUUCGUGAGAACCCCAACACUUGGGGUUGCUACAGCGUUCUCAACGUGCUCUACUCUCUCAUUCAACGAUCUCAGAUCACGGAGCAGCUUGCCGCGAUGAAGCGAAACGAGGACCCCGCUCCCGUUGCCGGAGAGUACGGCUCGAAGAACAUGUACAAGAUGUUGGGUUAUUUCUCCAUCAUCGGCCUCCUUCGAGUCCACUGCCUCUUGGGUGACUUCGGCCUUGCCCUCAAGACCCUCGAUGACAUUGAGCUGAACAAGAAGGCCAUGUUCGCUCGAGUUAUGGCGGCGCACUUUACCACGUACUACUACGUUGGUUUCUCCUACAUGAUGAUGCGUCGCUAUGCUGAUGCCAUCCGCAUGUUCAGCCACAUCCUUAUCUACGUGUCUCGUACCAAGAACUUCCACAAGAAUGCUCAGUACGAUUCCAUCACCAAGAAGAACGAGCAGAUGUACGCUCUCAUCGCCAUUUGCGUCGCCUUCCACCCCACUCGUCUUGACGACACCAUCCACACCGCUCUCCGUGAGAAGUACGGUGAUCAGCUUCUCAAGCUUCAGCGCGGUGGUCCCGAGUCUCUGCCCAUCUUUGAGGAGCUCUUCAGGACUGCCUGCCCCAAGUUCAUCUCUCCCCAUCAUUUGGCCAUCUUCAUGGAGGAGGUCAAGAGCAACAUGUGGAGCCCCACCGUCAAGUCGUACCUCCGCCUCUACACUACUAUGGACUUGAACAAGCUUUCUGGCUUCCUAGAUGUCAAGCCCGAAGAACUCCGCUCGUGGCUUCUAGUGAACAAGCAGCGAACUAAGCAGCUCCGCUGGAACGAUGCCAGCCUAUUGGAUGGCGAUUUGGUCAACGUUAGCGACCUUGACUACGCUCUGCAAGGUGAUCUCAUCCAUAUCUCGGAGGCCAAGGUUGGCCGGAAGCUGGUAGAUUGGUACCUCCGCAACCUUUCGAGGACAUAUAACUAG